AAUACUAAUCCAAAAGCACAAAAUCCACAACCCGCACCUGUUGUUGAUGAUGAAGGGGUUAUUGAUUUGGGAAAUCUCAAGAGUGAUGUGUGUCAGCACUUUAUAAAGAUAAGAAAAGGAGAAUUCAUCAAAGCUAAAUGCAGUCAUUACAAGAAGUUGCUUGCUGGUGAAUCUAAUAAUGGUACCUCUCACUUGAGAAAUCAUCUCAAGACUUGUAUACAAAGAAAGAUUCAAGAUGGGAAGCAAAAGGUACUUGAUGCUAACUUUGUCACUAAGGGAAAGAAAGAAAUGGUUGCUACUCAAUUUAAUGAAGCUGUUCCGAGAUAA
This is a messenger RNA of Linum tenue, 327 nucleotides long. Lineage: Eukaryota; Viridiplantae; Streptophyta; Magnoliopsida; Malpighiales; Linaceae. The record is from the annotation of a GenBank genome assembly.